GACUUCUCCUUCGCUCGCGCGCUGGUCACCCAACACCGCUGCAAAAACGUCCUAGCCACUUGCUACGACGACAAAGAGACAUUAUACAGCAAGUAUCCCCAAGCCGAGCAAAACAUCAACGAUACCCUCACGGCGUUUGCCAAAACGAAUGACUCCUCCGGAGAUACCGCGGAGGAGAAUGAUGACCAGCCCGAAAAGCAAAAGCAACAAACUCAACGCCGCCAUGGUCCUGAUGUGCUCUUUUCUGUUGAUGCUCGGAAACUCGGUGCGUCGGCCGGUGGUGGGAAGGAUGUCCGCGGAGGAUAUCACCGGAAAGAGCCGAGGCUUCCUGCUUGGGUCGAGGCGAAGAGGGGCGCUCCUUCUAAUGGUGGUGGUGGUGGUGGUGGUCCGUGGGAUCUGAUUUGUUUUAACUUCCCGCAUGUGGGUGGGAUCUCGACGGAUGUUAACAGGCAGGUUCGCGCGAACCAGGAACUCCUGGUGGGGUUUUUCAAAGCCUGCGUGCCUUUACUGUCACUUCCGCCCCGUGUGCAUAGCGAGGGUGUAGAUGAUGAUGAGUGGGAGAUGUCCGAAUCCGAGAGUGACCUAGAAGAGUCGGACGAGGAUGAUGGACAGUCCCAAUCCGGUGCAAAGGACAUCACUGCCCGUACGGAAAGCAAGCUCCGGACUGACCCCGGCCAAAUCCUCGUCACUAUGUUCGAAAGGGAACCCUAUACUCUUUGGAACGUCAAAGAUCUUGCCCGUCAUGCUGGCUUGCGUGUCGUGACGAGUUUCAAGUUUCCCUGGGCUUCGUACAAGGAGUACGCGCAUGCGCGCACCGUCGGAGAGAUUGAAGGGAAGAAUGGAGGAAGAGGCGGGUGGCGAGGCGAAGAUCGAGAAGCGAGGAUGUAUGUCUUCGAGGUCAAGCAGGACGAAAAGGCUCUCAAACGUUCUCGGUCUGCGAUUGCGAAACAAAACAUGGCGUCGAAAAAUAAGAGGUCGAGGCACGAGUCUGACAGCGAAGGUGACGACUAG
This is a messenger RNA of Aspergillus candidus, 1011 nucleotides long. RefSeq names its product 25S rRNA (uracil2634-N3)-methyltransferase. NCBI's taxonomy places the organism in Eukaryota, Fungi, Ascomycota, Eurotiomycetes, Eurotiales, Aspergillaceae. The transcript has a single exon. Gene Ontology annotation, cellular component: cytoplasm. Gene Ontology annotation, biological process: rRNA base methylation. The record is from RefSeq and is a predicted model, not a curated record. Gene Ontology annotation, molecular function: rRNA (uridine-N3-)-methyltransferase activity. The annotation marks the transcript as partial.